GUAAAGGUAUAGGUAAGUCGCAAACAACUAGGUAAGGGUAAAGGUAGAGUACCCUAAAUUAACCGUUUAACUUUUACGUUACCUUGCCGAGGCCUAGCUCCAAUUUCCAUCGUGGAUUGAAUGCGUGAUAUAAUAUGUACUAGGGGAAGUAACCAUAUAGUGAUCAAUAAAUGUCUGAUCCCAUCGCGAGCGUAAAUUUGCUGCAGGAGGGGUAAACUGCACACAUGGUAAAUAUAGUUCCCAUGUCAUAAUUACGUUGUAAUAAUAGAAAGUGUCCUUAGUCCUAAAGGAUGUCAAAGUGAGGAAUUUCAGUUGGAAAGAGACAGAAGUACAACCAUAAGACAACAGCGCCUAAACAGCGCAAGCAUAGUAGCAGUUGAUACUUUCCCUCCUCUCGUCCGCACCAUGAUUCAGCGACCCAAGAAUGUCAAACUCCCUGAUUCUCUCCAUAUCUCGCGUAAACGCAGCUUCAAGUCGCCUUCAACCUUUACAUGCCAUAUGAUUCAUUUGCUUCGCUUUCCUCAAUAAUCCACCCACGUUCUAUCACAAAGUAGUCCUCAGCUUUCAAAGAUCCAAGACACCAGUGAAAGUCGAAGAUCAUGCUCGUCGCCAGACUUAAAGCAUGAAACUGAGCAUUUCUCUGUUGGGCCAAUGAUUGACGAACACCAGAAAAGAGAAAACAUUUAAUAGUGUAAUAUGCUAGGCGCUGACAUGUGGACCGGUUUCGCAAACUAUCGGAAAAGGGAUAACGAACUUCAUUCCUUCUGGAUCUCAACCAGCCCUACGGCACCCCGUUCGGUUUCGCCUUUGCCAACAAUGGAACGACAUCGGCAGCAGCAACGAGGCCACGGACGUCAAGGAGGAAAGAAACUCCGCCGAAGACCUUUACGUCAACGUCCAUGCACACCGACCGACGGUCCGGCCCCACCACCGGCAGCGGCCACACUCCCCGGUGGCCGUGAGCCAGGCAGGCACAACGGAGGGCGCCAAAUUUGGAUCGUCGGCCAUUCAACCAUCGCAGCGAAAAGAAACCGACCGAAAAGAAUAGAGCGAACGGGACGCGUAAGACUGAAGGAACAGCCGGAGCAACGUCGGAGGACGUGGUGCGAUCUAGUACCGAGUCCCAAGUCCCGAGUUCCGAAUCGGGAUUCGGGACUCGACUACGAACACCGGCAGACGAAAAGGAGCCGAUCCGCUUUGGCGCCGCUGGGAUCUGAGACGGAUCUGUCGUCGGGCCGGGCCAAAGAAAAGGCGCGAGGUGGGGACCGGGAAAAGGCGCUGGUUCUAGAGCCGCUGGCGGGCCGCGGGCAAGCGGCAGUGGCAGCGAAGGCAACGCAGCAGCGCGUCGAGAGAGAGAGAGAGAGCUCAAGAAAGAGAGAAAGCGAUUGCCAUUCGUGCGAUAGCGUUGGUUGGGUUGACUUGGGCACGGGAGCGAGGGAGGGAGCGAGGGAGGCAGGGGAGGGUAUCUAA
Molecule: messenger RNA, 1470 nt
Organism: Marchantia polymorpha subsp. ruderalis
Lineage: Eukaryota; Viridiplantae; Streptophyta; Marchantiopsida; Marchantiales; Marchantiaceae
Source: the annotation of a GenBank genome assembly